UUUAUUUCAAGCUUUUCAAAGAAUAGCUAACGUUUUUCUUUGGGUAACGUUAGCUUAUUUGGGGUAUUCCCACACCAGGUUGGAGGUCGAUACCUACAGGAAUAUGCUCAGGAAUACAACGUUUUUGUUACUCUGAAGAAGUGAAAGGAUUUUUACGAAGCUGAAUUUAACCUGGACCCCCCCCUCCCAAACUUUACUUCGUACUUGGUGUCGAUAUGGCUUGGAUUAAAUGGGGCCUCUUAUUUUCCUUCGGUUUGUUGCUCUCCCCGGUAUUUGUGUCAGCGGAGCAACAGCAGCACCAGCACCAGCAGGGCCAGAGCGGUUUCAGAAGGCUGUACGUGCUCCAGCCGGGGCCGGGGUCGGCCGGAGCGGACGGCGGGGUGCGAGUCAGCUCCAUCUCGACGCGUCGUGGCGCGGCGGGGCAGCCGCACACGUACAACGUUGAGCUCACCGCCAACUUCGGCGGCCAGGUCCGGACCCGCAGGAUGGGGAACCAAGCGGCUUCAGUCCCGCCGUUCAGUCAGCCGCAGCCAGUCGUCCGGCAGAGCGCACAGGAGCAGAGCCAGCAGAAGCAGCUUAUGAAGCUGUCCGGGGUGAACGUCUGUGGAGGGCAGUGCUGUCACGGAUGGAGUAAAGCUCAGGGGUCGCAGCGCUGCACGAAGCCCAACUGCAUCCCUCAGUGCCAGAAUGGAGGAAUGUGCCUCAGGCCUCAGCUCUGUGUCUGCAAGCCUGGCUCAAAGGGGAAGGCAUGCGAACAGAAGACGGUGUCCACGCACCCCUUUCCAGCCCCACCAGGGAAUGAGCCCACCAAUGGGCACACCACCGGUCACACUAAUGGACGCGGCGUAGUACCCCAGCAGCCCAUACCCCAGAAAGUACCUGCUAAUGGUUAUGCUUCUGCCCCCCCACCGGCCAGCAACAUGGCUCAGAUGAAGCUAACUGUAAAGCCAGCACCACAGCUUGUGAGGCCACAUUACAUCCAACAACACAUCCAACAGCAGAUCCGGCCCAUUCACCCACUUCAGAGCCAGCAGUAUGUUAUAAAGCCCAAAACCUAUCACACGCACACCACACGCACACAGACGCACGUCCAGCCCCAACCAGAGAGGCCGAUCCCCCUAAGAGUGGAACACAACCCCUUCCGUGCGGUGGGCAACCACACAGGACGGAUCAAGGUGGUCUUCACGCCCACCAUCUGCAAAUUAACCUGCAUUGGAGGCAGAUGUCACAACAACUGUGAGCUCGGAAACACCACCACCAUCAUCAGCGAGAACGGCCACGCCACAGACACCCUGACAGCACCCAACUUCAGAGUAGUGGUGUGUCACCUUCCCUGUAUAAAUGGCGGCAAGUGCAACACCAGGGACAAGUGCCAGUGCCCUCCCAACUUUACUGGAAAGUUCUGCCAGAUGCCAGUUCACAACGGACACCAGCAGCACCAGCAGACAGCAGGCAGCUACAGCCAAACUCAGGUCCACUCCACACACACCCUGCCACUGAGCUACGGCAACGGCCAGAGUACUGUGUUCAGCCCCAGCAUCGUCAACAUCCAUAUCAAACAUCCUCCAGAGGCCUCUGUCCAGGUCCACCAGGUCUCUCAGCUGGACAACUACCACAGCAACAACGGACACCAGCUGAAAGGUUCCCAGUCAGGCUCCUCUUCGUCAACCAGCUACACCUACCGCCACACAGAGAGCAGCCAGAAGAUCCAGCACCACGGCUACAACAUAGUCUACCCCAGCCAGCAUGGCUACCAGGUUCCUCAGUACCAGCCCGUCACCUCUAAGAACACGCUGGGCCGCUGCUUCCAGGAGACCACAGGCAGUCAGUGUGGGAAGGCUCUGCCAGGUCUCACUAAGCAGGAGCAGUGCUGUGGAAUCAUGGGGACGUCCUGGGGUUUCCACAAAUGCCAAAAGUGUCCAAAGAAACCAUCUAUCCCUCUGAUCGACUGUCCUCAGGGUUACAAGAGAAUCAACGGCUCUCAUUGUCAAGAUUUGGAUGAGUGCCAGCUGCAGGGCGUGUGUCCCAACGGAAACUGUCUGAACACCGUGGGCAGCUACAGAUGCCUGUGUAAACCCGGCUACGUCCCCAACCCCACGCUCACCGCCUGCAUAUCCAACUCGCCUGCCAUCCAAGAGGAGAAGGGGGCUUGCUUCCGUUUGGUCAGCUCAGGGAGGCAGUGUUUGCACCCAGUUUCUGCCCAGCUGAGCAAACAGCUCUGCUGCUGCAGUGUGGGCAAAGCCUGGGGCCCUCGUUGUGACAAAUGCCCCCCUCCAGGAACAGCUAAGUUCAAAGAGAUCUGUCCUGGUGGAAUGGGCUACACUGUUCUACCAAAUCCACCUGUCAAUAAGCCAGUCAUCGUUUACCAGGAGCCCACUGACCUGCUACCUCCUCAUCCCCUGCCAACACCAGAGAGACCAGUGGAAGCUUUUGGGAGACCAGAGGAGAUUAUACCAGUAGCAACAACUGCACCAGAUCAGGAGCUGGUAGUUCCUGUGUUUAGUAAUAGGCCAGUAAUUGAACCUAUCCUGCUCCAGCUCUCUCCGGGUGUGUCCACUGUCAAGAUGGAGGCAGCCUACCCAGAAGUUGUUGAGAGGACCUCUCCACCUGCACCAGUGGAGAUCCUCCCCUCUAAUGCAGGCCAGGACAUUGCUCCCACCCAGUCAACUGAAGUGGAUGAGUGCCAGAUCAACCCUUAUAUUUGCGGCCAGGGGAUUUGUUAUAACACAGCUGAGGGCUACACCUGCCACUGCGAUGAGGGAUACCACCUGGAUGAUGCCCAAACCACCUGUGUAGAUAUAGAUGAGUGUCUGGAAGACCCAUCUUUGUGUUUCGGCGGUCACUGCAGGAACACAGAGGGCGGCUUCCUGUGUGUGUGUCUGAGGGGAUUCCAGGUCGACCAAGAAGGAACCAGCUGUGUUGACAUCGAUGAAUGUGUAAACAGGACAGUGUGUCCUUCUGGCAUCUGCUUCAACGUGCCGGGAACUUACAGCUGCGGCUCCUGUCCUGAUGGCUUCUUGGCACAGGGAGGCCAGUGUGUAGAUGUGGAUGAGUGCCAGGACCAGCAGGUCUGUACCAGAGGUCACUGCCUGAACACGGAAGGCUCCUUCAUCUGUCAGUGUGGGCCUGGCUUUAGAGUGUCAGCGGCUGGAGACCAGUGUGACGAUGUGGAUGAGUGUGUUGAGGAAGCGAGGCCCUGUGAGGCUGUAGGGGAGUGUGUUAACAACAUGGGCUCCUACACCUGUACCUGCCCUCGGGGAUACCAGCAGAUCAACGGCACCAGCUGCAGAGAUGUUGAUGAGUGUGUGGAGGACCCGGAGCUCUGUUCCCCCAACGGCGAGUGUCUCAACACAGAGGGAUCCUACAUGUGUGUUUGUGAGAGCGGGUUCACUGCCAACAUCGACACACCCUCCUGUGACGAUAUCGAUGAGUGCGGCCUCAAUGAGACACUGUGUGGCCCUCAAGGCUUCUGUGAGAACAGACUGGGUUCCUUCCGAUGCUUCUGUGACCAGGGCUACCAGGAGUCCCCAGAUGGCCAAGGCUGCGUUGAUGUGAAUGAAUGCGAGCUGCUGAGCACCGUGUGUGGAGAAGCUCAGUGUCAGAACGUAGAUGGUUCCUUCCUCUGUCUCUGUCCCAGCGGCCAAGACUAUAAUCCCAUGAUCGCCAAGUGUGAGCCUGUUCCCACAGCGUCGUCGGUGGAGCGGAAGGAGUGCUACUAUCAUCUCAAUGAUGAGAACCUGUGUGAGAGCGUGCUGACCAGCCACGUCACCCUGCAGGAGUGCUGCUGCACGCUGGGAGCCGGCUGGGGGGACAACUGUGAGGUUCAUCCCUGUCCUGUCAAUGGCACGGACCAGUUUAACCUGAUGUGUCCAUCUGGGAGAGGUUUUAUUCCCACUGGAGACUUGCUGUAUGGAGUACCCACUGCUGCCACCUACAAAGAUGCAGAUGAAUGUACGCUGUUCGGCAAGGAGGUGUGUAAAGGAGGCUUCUGUCUGGAUACUUUGGGCAGCUACGAGUGUUACUGCAAGACCGGACAGGACUACGACCCAGCCAAACUAGAGUGCAGAGACAUCAACGAGUGUAUGGAUGAGUCGGUGUGUGCUGGUGGACAGUGUGUGAACAUCGAUGGCUCAUACAUGUGUGUCUGUGCACAUCCCAUGACAAAGGACCCCAACAGUAACAGCUGCAUCUUCAUUCCUGUGUUUACAGAGCAACAUGAGAUGACGCAGACAGACUACCAGGGCAUCUGCUGGCAGACGGUGACAGAAACCAUGACGUGCUCCCAGCCGCUCGGUCCCGACAGGAAGACCACAUUCACUGAGUGCUGUUGUCUGUAUGGAGAGGCCUGGGGCAUGGACUGCGCCCUGUGUCCACACAGAAACACAAAUGAUUAUGCCAACAUGUGUAACCUUCCCGUGGGUGGGGGCCAGAGGCCGUACGGUCGCGACGCCCUUGCUGCUGGCCCCAUCCAUGAAUAUGAAGUGAGCCCUGACUAUUCACCGUCACCUGAGCACGAUGCUGUCAUGCCCUCUUAUGAAAACGAGGAGUAUCCAUACAGGGCGUUUGAGGGUUUGCGAGCAGAGGAAUGUGGGAUACUGAACGGCUGCGAGAACGGUCGCUGCGUCCGGGUUCAGGAGGGUUACACCUGCGACUGCUUUGAUGGAUACACCUUAGACCUGUCCCACAUGGCCUGCGUGGAUGUGAACGAGUGUUCGGAGCUGAACAAUCGGAUGUCGCUGUGUAAAAACGCACAGUGUAUCAACACAGUGGGCUCCUAUCAGUGUGUAUGUCUGCCAGGCUUCACUGCCUCCGACAAACCCAACUACUGUGUGGAGGUCGCAACACGACAAUCAUCCAGACACACACAGUGAGCAUGGACAGACACCGGUGG
Messenger RNA from Toxotes jaculatrix (banded archerfish), 4891 nucleotides. It is a transcript of the gene ltbp1, whose product is annotated as latent transforming growth factor beta binding protein 1. Gene Ontology annotation, molecular function: calcium ion binding. Lineage: Eukaryota; Metazoa; Chordata; Actinopteri; Toxotidae. The record is from RefSeq and is a predicted model, not a curated record. The coding region runs from base 216 to 4871 and encodes 1551 amino acids. The transcript is spliced from 31 exons.